Messenger RNA from Aspergillus viridinutans, 396 nucleotides. RefSeq lists its product as uncharacterized. The record is from RefSeq and is a predicted model, not a curated record. NCBI's taxonomy places the organism in Eukaryota, Fungi, Ascomycota, Eurotiomycetes, Eurotiales, Aspergillaceae. Bases 1 to 396 code for a protein of 131 amino acids. The transcript has 3 exons.
AUGAGCCGCAACAUCACUAGGGGCUUCCAAAGCGCCUCAAAAACUCUCAUCCGAUAUGCUGGUGCCUCUCUUGAGGACCUGGUAGCAAGCAACGGCGCUGAUGGACCAGAAUGGUCAGGGUCGACAAAUAGUAUAUGCAACGCAAUUGAGAAAGCCGAUGCACGGAUCACAGUUGCAGACAUCCAGGGUUCUAAAGCCCACCCAUCUUCAAAGGAUAGGGAGGACAAGCAACAGGUCAUUACAGUGGGAUUGCACACUAAUGCAGGCACUCGUAUCGGUUCACUCCAUGUCCAUCAGGAUGGCACUUUCAAAUUCUUCCCUUCCCGCGCUGGAAGGCAGGGAGGCUAUGCUGAUAAUAUCGCACGAGCCAAUAUUCCGGGCUAUACUUCAAACUGA